Messenger RNA from Drosophila bipectinata, 1869 nucleotides. RefSeq names its product Protein-serine O-palmitoleoyltransferase por (gene por). Lineage: Eukaryota; Metazoa; Arthropoda; Insecta; Diptera; Drosophilidae. Gene Ontology annotation, cellular component: membrane; endoplasmic reticulum. The record is from RefSeq and is a predicted model, not a curated record. Gene Ontology annotation, biological process: lipid modification; protein palmitoylation; Wnt protein secretion. Gene Ontology annotation, molecular function: Wnt-protein binding; palmitoleoyltransferase activity.
CGCGCUGCGGAAGGUCACACUGCUGGCGGUGGUUUGUUUUAAUUUUAGUUAGUUGCUUGUUUUAAAAGCCAGCCGCCCGAGGGCCUCCAGACAGGAGCCACCGAUGGACUACCAAUAUUACGACGAGGAGAGCGACUACAUCGACGUGGACGAUGGGGACGAGGACGUGGAGGACGACCCGUCGGACUUCACAUACGACGAUAGUCUGCGGGAGGAGGACUACUACGGCGGAGGAUACGAGGAGGAUGGGAUCCAACUGCCAGAUGGCUACCUGGAGAUCCUGCGCUCCUGUGCCCAGCCCUCGCUGCUGCAGGUGAUCCAGUAUGUGGCGCCCAUGCUGGUCGUGUGCCUGGGAUGUCGUCUCCUGUGCUCCCUCCAUGCUGGGAGAAGAAAGAUCCAGCCAGGAGAGGCUGCCUCCGCGGGCAGCAUCUCAAUCCCCCUGCACUUGAUCCACCUGGCCAGUGGCCUGAUGAUCCUCUAUGUCACGUUGAGUCAUAGACUAGCUCUGAUCCUCCUGCUAUCGGUUGUGGGCUAUGUGCUGCUCCAGCUGGCCCGCCUGGGCAGGAGGGGAGCUGUCAUCCUGGCCUUUGUCACCAUUGGGAGUCAGUUUAUCUACGAGCUCUUGAUCUGGCGACAGAGGAGCGACUGGUCACAGCUGCGGGGCAUCCAAAUGGUGGUCAACAUGAAGUUGAUCUCUCUGGGAUUCGAUUUAACGGCGACUGGGACGGCCAAGUCGAAGACCAUUCGAGUGCCCAAUCCUCUGGUCUACUUGGGUUACAUCUUCAGUCCAGCCACCUCCUGCCUGGGUCCUUGGAUCAGUUUCGCCAGCUACCUAGACAGCCUGGUGCCCCGGAAUUCUUGGCUAGUGACGCUGCGACGGCUGCUUCCCAAUCUGGUCCUCUGCCUGGUGGCCCUGGUGGUGUCCAACUGCAUAGCUCCCUUCCUGGGCGAGCUGUUCGCAUUCUCCUCCCACUUCCUGGGCAUGUACUUCGAGGCGAUGAGUGUCCGGAGCAGUCACUACUUUGUCAGCUUUAUAGCCCAGGCACUGCUGGUGGCCAGCGACCAGGGCACGGAGAACGAGUCACAGUGGCUGGGACCGCUGGUCACCCAGCCGUGGCGCAUCGAGUGGCCCAGAUCCAUUAGCUCCCUGGUCCGGAGCUGGAACAUUCCCAUGCACGAGUGGCUAAAGCGGUACGUCUACGGGCCCUGGAAGAAGGAGGACGGAUCCAAGGGACGCACCAUCCUGGCUGUGCUAUGUACUUAUCUGGUUUCCAGCCUGCUGCACGGCAUGGAUCUCCGCAUCUACCUGGUGCUCAUCUCGCUGGCCAUCUUUGGUGAAGGUGAGGUCCUUCUGAGGCGACACAUUUCCAGCGUCUUGGAUGCCUGCCUGUCGGCGAAUCGUUGCCGGGGAAGAGAUCGGUGUCGUUAUGCCAACUGCCCCAAGAAGAGGAACUGGCUUUGCUUCCGAUCCUGCCUCAUCCGAUUAGCCAACCUGGGAUUCACGGCUCUCACCAUCUUCCAUCUGGCCUACUUGGGUGUUGUCCUGCUGGGUGAGUCCCUGGAAUCCAGCGACGAUCACGAAUCCUUCCUGGCGCACUGGCAGCGUGCCGGCUAUCUCAGCCACUACAUCGGCGUUGGAACCUUCGUCCUUUAUCUCUUCAUCUCGUGAAGAGCUUCACCGCCAGCGAUCUCCACAGGAGUCUCGGAUAUAUAAUCUCGACAUGACUGAUCUACUCGUAUUCGUAGCAUGUACUUUGUAUUGGUAUUCGCUUCCUGCUCUUGUACUUUUUGUAUUUUUGUAUCUCGUAUCUUGUAGUUGGUGUAUCUAGUGUGCUUGUGCUUAAAAAUAAAACAAUUCUGUGAAACAGA